This is a messenger RNA of Penicillium hordei, 453 nucleotides long. RefSeq names its product amidohydrolase family protein. The coding region runs from base 1 to 453 and encodes 150 amino acids. Gene Ontology annotation, molecular function: hydrolase activity, acting on carbon-nitrogen (but not peptide) bonds. The record is from RefSeq and is a predicted model, not a curated record. NCBI's taxonomy places the organism in Eukaryota, Fungi, Ascomycota, Eurotiomycetes, Eurotiales, Aspergillaceae. The transcript has a single exon.
AUGAGUGAUGCAGAAGUCUACCAAAUGGUGAAAGACAACCGCAUCAGCAUACUGAUGUUGGUGAUGAUGAAUGUCACGGCCCUAUCAAAGUGUUUGGACUUUGAAAGUGCUUGUAAAACCGUGGUCGCACUUCACCGCGCAGGCGUGUCUAUCCUGGCUGGGACAGAUGCCAAUAGUGUACCGGGUGUACCGGCGAAGGUAUCAUACGGCAUCAGUCUUUAUGAGGAGCUGGAGCUCCUUGUUCGCUGUGGGAUGUCAACAACAGAAGCUCUUCGGCCUGCGACAAGUGUGGCAGCGAAAUAUUUUGGCGUAUGUGACUGCGGAUUUAUCCAGCCUGGUUAUCGAGCUGAUCUAGUUUUGAUUGGAGGCAACCCGGUUGAGAAUAUCACGGCAACAAAAUCUAUUCAAACGGUAUGGAUCGCUGGGCAGGAAUUGAAGCAUUCGCAGGCUUGA